AGCCAGCAUGACGCUCUCCUGUCUCAGUACGAGGACCAUUUAAAAACACUUCCCCAUCAGGUCUCCCUGUUACUUCCGGGGAGGAUGACCAUGGAUGUGACUUUCCUGGGGACCGGCUCGGCCUACCCGUCGCCUCACCGCGGGGCCUCGGCCCUGGUGCUGCGGACGGAGGGGGACUGCUGGCUGUUCGACUGCGGGGAGGGGACCCAGACCCAGCUGAUGAGGAGCCCGCUCCGAGCCGGGCGAAUCUCCAAGGUUUUCAUCUCCCACUUGCAUGGAGACCACCUGUUCGGCCUGCCCGGUCUGCUCUGCACCAUCAGCCUCAACACCAACCCCGACGCUCAGCAGGCCCUGAACUGUGUGGACAUCUACGGGCCCCGGGGCCUCCGGCACUUUCUCAGGGUGACACUCGGCCUCACGGGGUCACAGCUGCUCUUCCCUUAUGCAGUUCAUGAGCUGGAGCCCACAGCUGACCAGAGUCCAGAGGAGGGACAGCUCAGUCUGGAGAUGACGGCAGAGAAGGGACCUCUGCACCCGCAGGAGCGACCGGGCAGGACGAUCCCUCUGGACGUCUCUAGUGACAGUUACCUCCUGUUUGAAGACAAGAAGUUUGUGGUCAAGGCGUUCAGGCUGUUCCACCGUGUCCCUUCCUUUGGUUUUUGCAUUAAGGAACACGAUCGUCCCGGAAGACUGAAAACUGAAGUACUGAAGGAACUGGGCCUGAAACCAGGGCCUCUCUAUGGCCGUCUCAAAGCUGGCGAGUCCGUUACUUUGGGAAGUGGGCGUGUGGUGCUGCCUACUGACGUGCAGGAGGAAUCCAUUCCAGGCAGGAAAGUCUGCAUUUUCGGAGACUGCAGCUCAGUUCUCGGGGAAGGAGCGCUGAGUCUGUGCUAUGGAGCGGACGUUCUGGUUCACGAGGCAACUCUGGGGAAUGAGCACCAGGAGAAAGCAGUGGACCACGGACACAGCACGCCUGGCAUGGCAGCAGCAGUGGCAGGUGCUUGCAGUGCACGGAAGCUGGUGCUGUACCACUUCAGUCAGAGGUACAAACCCAGCUCCCUGCAGAAAGAGGGAGACGAGGACGACGUGUCAGAGCUGAAGCGACAGGCGGAAGAGGCUCUGCAGGAUAGUGGUGUAGAAGUGACUCUGGCUGAGGACUUGCUGACUCUGCCUAUUCCUCUCAGGAGACCGAGAUGAGGAAUAACCAGUUGUCAGCAUUAGGGAGGCCCCAGUGUGGAAAUGUUCCCACUUGGUAAUAAACUCGUGACAACACCAGUUUUACUGAUUACACUUGACAUUUAACAAGAAAAGACGUGUUUUGGCUCAGUGUCUCUACAGCGUUCCCCGAGUGAGGUUCAAGGAAAAUUAAAAGCAUUCAAUUCCAAACAAAGGCUUUUUAAAUAGAGGCGUCAGUAGUAAGUGAUUAAGUCAGAAAUGUUUGUCAUUCCUAUCACAAAGCUUCAUAAAACAACAAGUUCUGCAAUGUUGAGCUCAGCUUUGUUGCCUCCCUCAGCUUUCUCUCUCUGCUGACUUCGUCUUUUUGGAAGAAAUCUCAAUCUUUGCACCCGAAACAUGAAUUAUAGUUAUCAUCUCAUUACACAAAAUGAGGCAACUUUUUACUUGAUGUUACUUUUUAAAACAUUUUAGUAACGUUUGCUUUUAGCAUUUGCGUUGGUUACUAUUUGUUUGUUUUGCUGGCUGUUUAGAUUGGAUAUGUCUCUCAUUCUCUCUCUCACCAACCUGCAUCGUGUUAUAAACAUGCAGCUUAAGUUGUACCAUGGCACAGUAAUGUGCUAUUUUAGGGGGCCAUUCUACAUACAUCAGUUAUGAGCCUUUGAGUCUGUUCAUGUGAGUUUGUAAAUAAAACCACAUCCUUCACAACUUCCUUAUGAUGAUAAAAGAACAUGCGUUCAUCUCUGAACAUUUUCCAGAGCUUUAUUUCUGGAUCUGUACACAAGGUAUUAAAGUACAACAGAAAAUACAAAAUAAUGUUUAACAAAAGAAAAAAAACAACUCAAUGUUUAUGUACAAUUCUUAUAAACAAUAAAGAUAGCUUCUUGAACAAUUCUCA
Molecule: messenger RNA, 2071 nt
Organism: Limanda limanda (common dab)
Lineage: Eukaryota; Metazoa; Chordata; Actinopteri; Pleuronectiformes; Pleuronectidae
Gene: elac1
Product: elaC ribonuclease Z 1
Exons: 5
Coding region: 85-1197 (370 amino acids)
Cellular component (GO): nucleus
Molecular function (GO): 3'-tRNA processing endoribonuclease activity
Source: RefSeq, a predicted model, not a curated record